CGGACGACGUUACUCCUGCGUCGGGGUCUACCAGCACGGCCGAGUCGAGAUCAUCGCCAACGACCAGGGCAACAGGACGACGCCGUCCUACGUGGCGUUCACCGACAACGAGAGGUUCGUCGGCGACGCCGCCAAGAACCAGGCCGCGUUGAAUCCGGUCAACACCGUCUUCGAUGCUAAGCGUUUGAUCGGCAGGAGAUUCAGUGAUCCUUGCGUGCAGAAUGACAUGAAGCUGUGGCCAUUUAUGGUGGUUUCUGGCUCGAAAGACAAGCCGAAGAUUGUUGUGGAGUACAAGGGUGAAGAAAAGCGAUUUUCCGCAGAAGAAAUCUCCUCCAUGGUUCUGAUGAAGAUGCGUGAAAUUGCAGAGACCUAUCUAGGCUCCACCGUCGAGGACGCUGUCAUCACGGUUCCUGCAUACUUCAGCGACUCUCAGCGCCAGGCAACUAAGGAUGCUGGCGCCAUUGCUGGCCUCAAUGUGAAGCGCAUUAUAAAUGAGCCCACCGCUGCUGCCAUUGCUUACGGACUUGAGAAGAAGGAUACGAGCAUUGACGAGAGGAACAUUCUGAUCUUUGACCUGGGUGGUGGCACUUUAGAUGUUUCUUGUCUCGUAAUCGAUGAUAGUAUCUUCCAGGUUAAGGCCACAGCCGGAGACACCCAUCUCGGCGGAGAAGAUUUCGACCAUAGGAUGGUGGACCACUUUGUUCAGAAGUUCAAGAAGAGGUACAAUAGAGACAUCAGCAAGAGCGCCAGAGCUCUUAGGAGGCUGAGGACAUCCUGUGAGAGGGCGAAAAGGGCUCUUUCCUCGGCUUACCAAACAAUGAUCGAGUGCGAUGCCCUCUUUGAGGGCAUCGACUUCUACGCUAAUAUUACUCGAGCCAGGUUCGAAGAGCUUAACAUGGAUCUGUUUCAGAAGUGUAUUGAGCCUGUGGAGAAGUGUUUGAAGGAUGCAAGGAUGGAGAAGAGCUCCAUUCAUGAUGUUGUUCUUGUUGGUGGAUCAACUAGAAUCCUAAAAGUUCAGCAGUUGCUGCAGGAUUUCUUCAACGGCAAGGAGCUCUGCAAGAGCAUUAACCCCGACGAGGCUGUAGCCUACGGAGCUGCCCUUCAAGCCGCGGUGUUGAGCGGGGAGAACGAUGAAAUGGUAGAGGACUUGCUGCUGAUGGAUGUCACCCCAUUAUUGUUUUCGCCAAAAGUUGGUUUUGUUGUCGAAUUCAUUAUAUCUUCGGUCGAUUAUAAUAAAUUCAAA
This is a messenger RNA of Asparagus officinalis (garden asparagus), 1243 nucleotides long. Its product is annotated as probable mediator of RNA polymerase II transcription subunit 37e. Gene Ontology annotation, biological process: cellular response to unfolded protein; protein refolding. The record is from RefSeq and is a predicted model, not a curated record. Lineage: Eukaryota; Viridiplantae; Streptophyta; Magnoliopsida; Asparagales; Asparagaceae. The annotation marks the transcript as partial. Gene Ontology annotation, molecular function: ATP binding; ATP-dependent protein folding chaperone; heat shock protein binding. The transcript is spliced from 2 exons. Gene Ontology annotation, cellular component: cytoplasm.